Molecule: messenger RNA, 399 nt
Organism: Ceraceosorus guamensis
Lineage: Eukaryota; Fungi; Basidiomycota; Exobasidiomycetes; Ceraceosorales; Ceraceosoraceae
Product: catabolic 3-dehydroquinase
Exons: 4
Coding region: 1-399 (132 amino acids)
Biological process (GO): quinate catabolic process
Molecular function (GO): 3-dehydroquinate dehydratase activity
Source: RefSeq, a predicted model, not a curated record
AUGAAUAGAUACGGCACCGAGACGCUCUCAGACAUUGUAGCCCGCGCUGAAGCUCAAGCAUCGUCCUACGGCAUCAAGCUAGAAGCGUUGCAGACGAAUCACGAAGGCGUCUUGUUGGAUCGCAUACACGCGGCCAGGACGGAUGGGACAGAAGCGAUCGUCAUCAAUGCGGGAGCGUGGACGCAUACGAGCGUAGCCAUCCGGGACGCAUUACUAGGUAUCGACUGUCCCUUUAUCGAGCUUCACAUAUCCAACACGCACGCCCGAGAGUCUUUCAGGCAUCACAGUUACCUCAGCGACAAAGCCAGCGCCGUGAUUCUAGGCAUGGGAACAUUUGGAUACACGGCAGCUAUCGAGCAUUGCGCUCGCAACCUCAGAAAGGGAGGUCUUUCUAAAUAA